This is a messenger RNA of Epinephelus fuscoguttatus (brown-marbled grouper), 3987 nucleotides long. RefSeq names its product dual specificity phosphatase 27 (gene styxl2). Gene Ontology annotation, cellular component: cytoplasm. Gene Ontology annotation, molecular function: protein tyrosine/serine/threonine phosphatase activity; MAP kinase phosphatase activity. Lineage: Eukaryota; Metazoa; Chordata; Actinopteri; Perciformes; Serranidae. Gene Ontology annotation, biological process: negative regulation of MAPK cascade; protein dephosphorylation. The transcript has 6 exons. Bases 122 to 3580 code for a protein of 1152 amino acids. The record is from RefSeq and is a predicted model, not a curated record.
GCUACAGCAGCUGUGGUGUCGGGUGUCGGGGUCUCUGCAGACGGGGGAGGACUCUGUGUGACUUCACUGUCACUCUGACCACCGUCAGCUUCACACACUGUGAGCGGCUGAGGAGGUUGCCAUGGCGUCGACCAAUGAGAGCGGAGAUCAUGGUGACCAGACGGUACCUGAUGGAGAGGAGGAGGAGAGGAGCGUCCGAGGAGUCCAGUCCCAUUACCUCCGCUGUCCGUCACCGAGUUUCUCGAUGGCGUCAGAGUCCAGGUUCUCCAUGAUCUCCGGCUCUGACGCCGCCAGCAUCUUCAUGGAGCCCAUCCACCUCUCAUCAGCCAUCGCCGCCAAGAAGAUUAUUAACGAGGGUGAGACAGAGCUGCCGCCUCGCAGUGCACGGGCCGAAUCCAUCCCAGAGUCCAUGCUAGAAUCUGCCGAGCAGCUGAUGGUGGAAGACCUCUACAACCGUGUGAGGGACAUGAUCGAUGACCGCAGCCCCUACAACACCCCCUGUGUGCUGGACAUCCAGAGGGCCAUGGUGCAGGACCGCCUGGAGGCUCCCGUCAACCCUGUGGACGAGGUGUGGCCUAACAUCUUCAUCGCAGAGAAAUCUGUAGCGGUCAACAAGGCUCGUCUGAAGCGAAUGGGCAUCACCCACAUCCUCAACACAGCCCACGGCACAGGGGUCUACACGGGCGAGUCCUUCUACACCGGCAUGAGCAUCAAGUACAUGGGCAUCGAGGUGGAUGACUUCCCUGACGCCGACAUCUCGGAGCACUUUCGGCCCACCGCCGAGUUCUUGGACGAGGCGCUUCUGACACACAAGGGAAAGGUUCUUGUGGUGUCCAUGAUGGGCGUCAGCCGCUCUGCCGUCGUGGUGGCGUCCUACCUGAUGAUCUUCCAGCACAUGACCAUCAUGGAGGCCCUGACUUCCAUGAGGAAAAAGCGCGCCAUCAACCCUAACGAAGGCUUCCUGAAGCAGCUGCGAAAUCUCAACGAGACCCUGAUGGAGGAGCGCGACGAUGACGAUGACACGCUCAGCCAGUGCUCUGUGAUCGAUGCACGUACACGCGCUCGCAUCUUUGGCGAGGGCGGGGACGAUGACGAUGAGGAUACUGAUAAAGAGGAGGAGCAGAGUAUGAUUGAGGUGAAAGCGAACUCCAUCAUGAUGGAGGAGGAGGAGGAUGGAGAGAGCGUGAUGAGCAGCAUAGCCUCCUCUGCAGCUGCCGUGGCACUCAAGAACGGACUGAUCGGAGCGCAGAAUGGCCCAAACAGCCAGGGAACUCAGAAAGAGAAUGUUCUACCUGAGCAGGAGGGUGGAGAAGACGGCAACGAUGAGGAUGGCCUUGACAGCAUGAUCCGCGAGUGGCAGCGGAGAAAUGAGAAGUACCAGAGUGACGACUGGUGGGAGGCGCAGCUGGACAGCGACGGCGAGGAUGGGGAAUCUCUAGCUGGCGGCCGUCCAAAGAAGACAAAAGAAGGUGUAGACGCCGAUGUGGAGAGUGUCACCAGUGAGGAUGUACGAGCUGUGAAAGAGCGGGUGAAGCGUCGCAUGAGACGUCCACCCUCGGACGCGAUGUCCACCUCCAGCUGCACAAGUUACUCUGAUCUUUGGAAACAGCGGCUGAGGGAAAUCGAGGAACAAGCCGCAGCUCGCUACCGCAAGAAGGAGGACGACGAAGGCAGUGAGAGCACCGCGACCGAAGGUGGAGAAGGAGAGAAGAAGAAGAUUGAUGAGGAGGUGGAGAGUAUUCUCUCUGACACCAGCUCCAUGUACCAGUUCUGCCAGAAGAACAAGGAGAAGAUGUCGCCUUUGGAGCGUUGGCGCAUCAAGAGGAUCCAGUUCGGCUGGAACAAGAAAGAUCGAGAGGAUGGCGAGAAAAGUUCUAUAGGAGAUGGAGAGAAAGGCGAUGGUGAGGGAGAAGCAAAGACGCCAUCCUUCCAAGAUGUCAACCUGACGGCGUACCAGGCAUGGAAGCUGAGGCAGCAGAAGCGCCUCGGGGAGGAAAACACGGACGAGAUUUUGGAGAUGAGUCGGGGCGAGGACUCUGCGACGGUCAAACGGCGGCAAAGACGUGAGGAGCUCCUGGAGCGUUCGAGGAAGACGUUAGAGGAGAGUCAGUCCAUGUGCGGCUGGGAGAAUGAGAGCUGCGUCAGCGGGGGUACGAUACCCCUCUCUGCGUUCUGGGCUGGAGCCGGAGUCACGGGCCCGCCAAGCGUCGCUAAUGAUGACAACAUGUCCAUGAUCAGCGGCAGGUCAUCUGUCAUAUCCUCUGUUUCACAGCCUCGCGGUACAAGAUCAGCACAACCCGUUAAUCCCAUGACACCAGUUCCUCCGAUCCUCCCAGUUCCUACUGUCCAAGGCCCUGGAGGUGAACCGAUGGUCAAUCUGGCGAGCAUCCAAAACUGGAUCGCUAACGUCGUCACUGAAACGAUCAAACAGAAGCAAAGCGAGAUGAGCCUGCCUCCUCCAUCACGUGCUGGAUCGGAGCUUAGCUUCGGGGGUGCGCCAAGCAUGGUUUCAGGACGGGGCGCAGACGAUGAUAGAGCAUCCUUGUUGAGCGGCGCUUCCUAUUCCAGCGCGCUGUCACAGGGUCGAGGCAGGGCAGCGUCAGUCCUGUCAGGCAGCGGGUCGAGCAGCAUCUCUGGUCUGACUGGAAGAGGCUCCGCCCUCGACUCCACCCUCGGUUCAACCCUGGGCUCCAAGAAAAACAAGAUCACCACCACCAGCGUCCCUCUUUUCAGCCUCUUCCAAGACCAGGUGGACAUGGGCAAACUGAACGCCAUGGACAAGGAGAUCAAGUCCGAAAUGAGGGAGAAGAUGGCCACCUACGAGAAGAAGAAGAUAGUGGAGGACAACAAGCGCAGCACCCUCUACAAGAAGAAGAAACCUAAGGAGGAUGAAGAGGAGGAGGAGGAGAGGAAGAAGAAAGAGGAGGAGUUUCUCGAGGAAGCAAAGAAAAAGGAGAAACCGGCGAGGACGUUCGGCCUCUCUGGGUGCCUGAAUCUCAACCCUGCACUGGAGAAAGACAAGAACACCAGCAUCGACGACUGGCUGGAAAGCGUCCGGCCUCCUCAGAGGAAACCGGCGUCCGAAGCAGAAGCAUCAGAGGAUCCGUACGAUGAUCUGGAUGCAUCCGCUUCCGAAUUCGACUUCUCCGGCCGCGGCGGAGAAGACGAGGAAACUUAUGGCGUUGCCUCCAGAUACAGAUCAAGGUUACAUGAGGAUCUUUCGAGUGAAGACACAGAAUAUUCCUACAACGGGCUCAUGCAGUCCCACAGCCGCGCCAGGCGGUCGUACGGCGCUUAUGACCACAGAGACGAGGGCACAGAGAGCUACUAUGACAACUCCACGAAGAGGAAAUUCACCCAUCAUUCAAGAUUUGAAAGCAGCGAGACAGAAGGAAGGAGGAGUAGGAGGGAGGAAGCCAGCGUUGAUGAGGAGGAGGAUGACAUCGCUGCCUUUAUCGCCCAAACGAGGCAAAGAGUCAGAGCUCGGGCGGCUGCUGCCACCGAGGCCGAAAAUGACGAGGUGCUCGCGGCCUGGCGGGCGCAGCAGGAUGCGAAAGCACAGAGCAGAAGUGAAUCUUAGAGAAACAGAAGAUGAUUUUGUUUCUCAAAAAAGUUAAAAAAUGUAAUAUUAAGCGGAAACAAGUGCACUGUUGCUCAAGAAACACUGUGAUCACUGUAAAAGUAGGUCUCACUUAUUUUGGAUGUUUGUGUUUGGAAUAAAAACCUGUUAAUGUCAGUAUCAGUGAGAAAAAUUAGCACUUUUGCCUUCAAGUCAUGCAUCAAAACCUUAUAAGGAUGAAUAUUUAGAGCGUAAUGAAACUAGUUUAUUCCAGAAUUCAAGUUUCUGUUGCACCGCAGUGAAUGUAAAACUGAUUGUAAAACACUUCCAGUUCAUAGUUUCAUAAAAGAUGACUCCUACAGAACGAAACAAAUCCCAUUUUUACUGUUACAUUAUUUUAUUAUUGCAAUAAAUGUUCUGAGAAAUGA